UAACUUACAACCUUAAAUAAUGACUCGUAUUUAAAUGAUAAAGUGCCAUGAGAAAGUGACUCCAACCUCAGGCGGCCAUGCAGGAGGACGCAUCUCAAGAAGCUCUAAAACAAACCAAAAACUGCCUGUUCGGCACCUGCACACCCACACGCUCUCCUGUACUCUGUUCCUGAACUCAUCAGUUAUCAAGGGCGUUGGAGGCUGCGUGAAGCAACCACAGCCUGGGUGGAGUCAGCACCUCUCAAACAAAACACCCAUCAUCAUUUGGCAGCACACUAGAGAAAAUUAUCCCUCAGCGCCAGCACCGUUCCUCCGCUCAUCCCAGAAGAAUCUGACGGACUAAUUUUGGUUUGCAGCUUUGAUAGCUGUAACCAACACACUGGUCAUUACUUAAUCCUCCCUGGCUGCAGGGAGCAUGACAGAAAUACAGAAGUAGCUUCUCUGCAGUGUGCGGUGAGCGUGUGUAUCUUUGUGUGUGUUCAGUUCUUGUUUCACACACUGCCGGUGGGAGUAUGAGGAAGUAGCUGUGACAGCUCUGCUGGAGGUCUUGCAGUGCGAGCGCCUGCUGCUGGUUUCGGCUGUGCCUCCCCUGGGUGAUGGCUGCAGUCUAACGAGGUCGAACCGUGGAUUUUAGCGGUGCGCACACACAGCUGACACACAUUCUCUGGACGGUGGACGCCUGAGGAGGAGAGGCCCACAGGAACAAUGGCGAAGUACCACUGGCAGAGUCAGAAUGUCAAGCAGAGCGGCGUGGACGACAUGGUCCUGCUGUCCAAGAUCACAGAGGACGCCAUCGUGGAAAACCUCAAGAAGAGAUACAUGGACGAUUACAUUUUUACGUACAUCGGCCCCGUGUUGAUAUCGGUGAACCCAUUUAAACAGAUGCCCUACUUCACUGACAGAGAGAUUGAACUCUACCAAGGCGCCGCCCAGUAUGAAAACCCGCCACACAUCUACGCCUUGGCAGACAACAUGUACAGAAACAUGAUGAUCGACGGCGAGAAUCAGUGCGUUAUCAUCAGCGGGGAGAGCGGGGCUGGAAAGACGGUGGCUGCCAAAUACAUCAUGGGUUACAUUUCCAAAGUGUCUGGAGGUGGAUCCAAAGUGCAGCACGUAAAAGACAUCAUCCUACAGUCCAAUCCUCUGCUGGAGGCGUUUGGAAAUGCCAAGACGGUCCGAAACAACAACUCCAGUCGUUUUGGAAAAUACUUUGAGAUUCAGUUCAGCAGAGGUGGGGAACCAGAUGGUGGCAAAAUCUCUAACUUCCUGCUUGAGAAGUCGAGGGUGGUGAGCCAGAAUGAGAGUGAGAGGAACUUCCACAUUUACUACCAGUUGAUAGAGGGCGCCAACGCACAGCAGAAAGAAGGCCUGGGCCUCAUGACUCCAGACUACUACUACUACCUCAACCAGUCUGGGACCUACAAGGUUGACGGGACCAACGACAGCAAAGACUUCUCUGAGACGAUGGAAGCCAUGCAGGUUAUCGGCAUCCCCAGUGACAUCCAGGCUCAGGUGCUGCAGAUCACAGCAGGUAUCCUCCAUCUGGGCAACAUCAGCUUCAUCGAGGCUGGAAACCAGAGCGAGGUGGAAAGCACAGACUUGCUUGCCUUUCCUGCCUACCUGCUGGGAAUCGACCCCACCAGGCUGCAGGACAAGUUGACGAGUCGAAAGAUGGACUCCAAGUGGGGCGGGAAGUCCGAGUCCAUCAACGUAACACUCAACCAGGAGCAGGCGACCUACACGCGCGACGCCUUAGCCAAAGCCCUUUACGCACGUCUCUUUGACUACCUUGUAGAGGCCAUAAAUAAAGCCAUCCAGAAACCUUAUGAAGAGUUCAGCAUCGGUGUGCUUGACAUUUAUGGCUUUGAGAUAUUUCAGAAAAAUGGGUUUGAGCAGUUUUGUAUAAACUUUGUCAAUGAGAAGCUGCAGCAGAUCUUUAUUGAACUCACUUUAAAGGCUGAGCAGGAAGAAUAUGUUCAGGAAGGCAUUAAAUGGACCCCCAUCGAGUAUUUUAACAACAAGAUUGUGUGUGACCUCAUUGAAAAUAAACUGAGCCCUCCUGGCAUCAUGAGCGUCCUGGACGACGUCUGCGCCACGAUGCACGCCAAGGGUGAGGGCGCAGAUGGCACGCUGCUGCAGAAGCUGCAAGCCGCUGUGGGAACCCACGAACAUUUCAACAGCUGGAACUCUGGAUUUGUUAUCCAUCAUUACGCUGGGAAGGUGUCGUAUGAUAUCAACGGAUUCUGUGAGAGAAAUCGAGAUGUCCUCUUCCCUGACCUCAUUGAGCUCAUGCAAAGCAGUGAAUUUAACUUCAUCCGCAGCUUGUUCCCUGAAAACCUCAACACGGAAAAGAAAGGGCGGCCGACCACAGCCAGCUCAAAGAUCAAAAGACAAGCGAAUGAGCUCGUGAGCACUCUGAUGAAAUGCACACCACACUAUAUCCGCUGUAUUAAACCAAAUGAGACGAAAAGGCCGAAAGACUGGGAGGAGAGCAGGGUUAAGCAUCAAGUGGAAUACCUCGGUCUGAGGGAAAACAUUCGUGUGAGAAGAGCUGGAUUUGCUUACCGACGACUCUUCACUAAAUUUCUGCAUAGGUAUGCCAUCCUUACGGCUGAAACAUGGCCGUGUUGGAGGGGACCAGAGCAGCAGGGGGUCCUCCACCUCCUCCGGUCCGUCAACAUGGACACAGACCAGUAUCAGAUGGGACGCACAAAAGUCUUUGUCAAGAACCCAGAAUCGCUGUUUCUUCUUGAGGAGAUGAGAGAAAGGAAGUUUGACACCUUCGCCAGAACCAUUCAGAAGGCCUGGAGACGGUACAACGCCAGGAAGAAGUACGAACAGAUGAGGGAAGAGGCCUCAGACAUCCUGUACAACUCGAAAGAGCGAAGGAAAAACAGCAUCAACAGGAACUUUGUUGGCGACUACCUCGGCCUGGAGCAGAGACCCGAGCUGCGGCAGUUCCUGGCGAAGAGGGAGCGCGUCGACUUUGCUGAUUCGGUCACAAAGUUCGACCGCAGGUUCAAGUCCAUCAAGAGAGACUUGAUCUUGACGCCUAAGGGGAUCUAUCUGAUUGGUCUAGAGAAGGUGAAGAAAGGGCCUGAGAAAGGGCAGAUUAAGGAGGUGUUGAAACGUAAAAUGGAGUUUGCAAACAUCACCGGCGUCUCCCUCAGUUCCAGACAAGAUGAUUUCUUCAUUCUGCACGAGGCCCAGUAUGACAGUCUGCUGGAGUCCAACUUUAAGACGGAGUUUCUCAGUUUGCUCUCUAAACGCUACGAGGAAGUGACCCAGAGAAAGAUGACCAUCUCCUUUUCUGACAGACUGGAGUUCAAAGUGAAGAAGGAGGGCUGGGGCGGAGGAACCUCCAGGGUUGUAGUUUUUCAAAGAGGUCAAGGAGAUUUGGCUCAGCUCAAACCGGGAGGGAAGACUCUCACCAUUUCUGUAGGAGACGGUCUGCCCAAGUCCUCCAAGCCAACCAGGAAGUCUGGUCUAGACGUUCGAGGAGGAGGGAGAAACCACAUAUCCAACAGAGGUGUGACUCUCCUUAACCUGAAUUUAUGUUCUCAUUUGCAUUUACUUUGACAUAUGUUUUCAUUUUGACUUAAUUUACUAAUACCUGGCACCAGAGCUGAAUUCUAUUAUUCUAACAGCUUUAAGCAGAACGAGUUCUUCAGAUGGCACUUCAAAUUCAUAAAAGUUAGAGCUCAAUUUUAAAUGGCUCUUAAAGAUGCACUGAAAAAGUGCAUAAAAAGUUAUCCUACUUAAAUAUAUUGCAUUAAUAUGCAAUAUAUUUAAGUAUAUA
This is a messenger RNA of Poecilia latipinna (sailfin molly), 3799 nucleotides long. RefSeq names its product unconventional myosin-If-like. The transcript is spliced from 25 exons. Gene Ontology annotation, molecular function: microfilament motor activity; ATP binding; actin filament binding. NCBI's taxonomy places the organism in Eukaryota, Metazoa, Chordata, Actinopteri, Cyprinodontiformes, Poeciliidae. The coding region runs from base 706 to 3579 and encodes 957 amino acids. The record is from RefSeq and is a predicted model, not a curated record. Gene Ontology annotation, biological process: endocytosis; actin filament organization. Gene Ontology annotation, cellular component: cytoplasm; actin cytoskeleton; microvillus.